AUGGAAGCUCUUCCUGAGCUUCGAGUGCUCGUCUUGAAGUCUAACAAGUUUGAUGGUAACAUGUCGUUGGCUUCACGAAGCAACCUUCCAUUUCCUAAGUUGCAAGUUUUAGAUAUAUCAGAGAACGAAUUUGUGGGGUCUUUACCUCAAAAAUAUUUCAAGAAUUUCAGAGCAAUGAUGGAUGUGAAGGAAAAUCAAACAAAUCUAACACCAAGUGAUGAUGAUGAUGAUCGCAACUUUCUAUUUUUUUUGGAGAUGAGAAUCACCUUGAAAGGUCUCGAUCAGCUAUUGAGGAGAUUGUUGAAAACCUUUACAACCAUUGACUUAUCCUCCAACAAUUUCUCUGGUAGUAUUCCAGAUUCCAUAGGUAAUCUGAAUUCUUUGAGAUACUUGAAUUUGUCCCACAAUAAUCUCAUGGGACACAUACCUGCAUCUCUUGGAAAUAUAAGUGUGCUUGAAUCAUUGGACUUGUCAUCGAACAAAUUGGAUGGAGGAAUUCCAAGUGAACUGACAAGCUUGACAUUUCUUGCGAAAUUAAACCUGUCAAUGAAUAAUCUAGUGGGGCAAAUACCACAAUCUACUCAGUUUUCCACAUUUGAGAAUGAUUCAUACGUGGGAAACAUGGGAUUGUGUGGAUUUCCUUUAACAAGAAAAUGCAACGAUGAGAACAGAUUGUUUUUCUAUUGCUACUCGUGA
Messenger RNA from Salvia miltiorrhiza (redroot sage), 696 nucleotides. Its product is annotated as receptor-like protein 9DC3. The record is from RefSeq and is a predicted model, not a curated record. Bases 1 to 696 code for a protein of 231 amino acids. Gene Ontology annotation, molecular function: protein binding. The transcript is spliced from 2 exons. Lineage: Eukaryota; Viridiplantae; Streptophyta; Magnoliopsida; Lamiales; Lamiaceae.